This is a messenger RNA of Micropterus salmoides (largemouth bass), 982 nucleotides long. RefSeq lists its product as uncharacterized. Lineage: Eukaryota; Metazoa; Chordata; Actinopteri; Centrarchiformes; Centrarchidae. The coding region runs from base 169 to 855 and encodes 228 amino acids. The transcript has 4 exons. The record is from RefSeq and is a predicted model, not a curated record.
GGACAUGAUGAAGAUGCUUCUCAGCGAGAAAAGUGAGAACGCUCGAGGAACCCUUCAUCACAUCACCUCCCUGUUUCACUUCAAGACGUUCAACAGCACCGCCAAAGACUACUUCCUCAACAUCUGGGACUUCAUUACGCUCCGUGGUUCUGCUCAGAGUCCUGCUCCAUGGCGGAGGACGGCGAGGACUUCCUGUUUAACUACACGAGGGCGGUGGUGUGGGAGGGGCUGUACCACAUGGCCAGGCGGGACGCCAUCCAGGAGGGGGACGGAGACGCCAUGGCGGACUUCUGGAGGAUGGACCUGGUUCUGCUGUGGAACAGAGAACACCUGCAGCUCUUCAACAGCAGCCACCACAUGAUCACAGGGAUGGAGGGGUUCUACCCGGAGCGCGUCAGGCAGGACCUGAAGUGGAACCGAGUGUUGAACCUUCAGGGAACAUCUGGAGGGAACAUCAGCCCGGACCUGCUCACAGAGCUGCUGAUCAGCGAGUCCAAAGGUGGGAUCGAGUUCGGUAAAGGCAGCUUCACGAAGCAGCAGGUGGAGCAGAGCGCCCAGCUGGCCGGCGCUCAGGCCAAAGACCUGGACCGGAUCUUCUUCACUGGGGGAAACCCUCUGAACCUGUCCGCGUACCUGUCGCGCCUCACGUCCUCGUCCCGCGGGAGGACGGCGGACGUGUCCAAGUUCGUGGAGGAGUUUAAGAAGGACGAGCUGUUCGACUUCAAACCGGGAAGAAGACACCAGGGCUUCAACAAGUUCAGCUACCAGCAGAGAGUCAGGACCCCCAAGAGGAUGGGGAGGAGCCUGAGGGCCCUGUCUGAGGAGCUGGACCGCCGGAGAGACCAGAUCCUCUGAGAGCGACGAGUCACGUGACAUCAGCGAUGCCACUUCUGUAGAUGAACUAACGCAUUUAGCUUGUUUAUUCCUUUUCUCUGCUAAUGUCCACUAAUCUGUUUAGAAAUAAAGAGGUUCUCAGUAAAGA